AUGGCCGUUCAGAAGUGGAUAUUUUGCAUAUUUUCGUUGGUUUUUACCCCGAUCAUCGCAGAGGAAGAUCCUUUAUGGUAUCAACUCCUGAAAGACUCUGUUGUCAUGGAUGAAGAACGUGAGUGAAGUGUUGAUAUUUUUUCUAAGUAUAUACCCCAAUCACACAGAAAACAUUUUGGAGCUUUCAUGUUUGAAACGACAAUUUCCGUUUCUUGUUUUCAUAAGCCCUCUUUAGCUUCCUUGGCUAUGGCAGUAUCUGCAAGUUUUGAAAUUUUUUUACUUUCCGUUGUUAAUUCCUGCAGUGGAUUAAAAUCAAAUUUUUCUCACCAACCCGGUUUACCGUUGAUUUACUUUUACCUUGGGUUAAGUGGCCAAAUUUAAAACUACUUGAAAUUUUUUUUGGCUACGAACGUUUCACUGGAGCUUUCUUCUGUUAUACGAAGUUACGUCGAGAGAUACAGUUAUCCUAAUGCUGCCCGGGUCAAACUACAAAAGUCCAAACCAGUAUAUUGAAAAAAAUGAUUAAAAACUUAGAGUCGUAUUCUCUUUGUUCAAAGUUAAUAAUAUUAAUUGAACUGGAUUAUCUUGGAGAAGCUGAAUUUCUGUUAAGUUACACUGCCAAUUAGUCAAAACUUCUUAGAUUCGAAACAUCUAGACCAUCUUUUCUUAGCCUGGGAAGAUUAUACCCCAUAUUGGUGUUCCAAGACGAAAGGUUUAUCAACACCUUUGGCUGACUCUGUGAAAUCGUCCGAGGCUUGCAUUGCUUUGUGUCUUAAGUCAAAUCCCAACUGCAAAGCCGUAGAAUGGUGGGAAAACGAUGGCCAAGACUGCUUUGAAUGUACAAGGCCAUCUUUGAAGACUAAAUUUACUGACACCACUGACGGAGGGUACCCACCGCACGUGCUUGUCAAACCAGAGAAACCUGCAGGUGAGUUGAAACCUUUUGCUGGAAAAGUGCUAGAAGUCAAAAUAUGGUUUAAUAGUACCAGGUGAAAGUACUGCUCAAGAGGUUUGAAUGGUCACACCAUAGGAUUUCAUCCACAGACGCAAAAGUUAGAUCUACAUACUAAAUAAAUAGUACUGUGUGAAAGUACUGCUGAAGAGGUUUCAUUUGAAUGGUAACACCAUAGGAUUUCAUCCACAGACUCGAAAGUUUGAACUACAUACUAAAUAAAUAGUACUGUGUGAAAGUACUGCUGAAGAGGUUUCAUUUGACCGGUCAUACCAAACUGGUUCGUCCUUUAAAUUUUCUUUUAGUUCCAACAAACUUGCAUUUACAUGUAUAUGUUCACUGCACACAUCAUGUUCGGAUAUUUGGAAAAUUUAUGUGUAGCAGCUGCUCACUCAUUGCCUCAGGGAUUUGAGCAAUGCAGUGACGUCAACGCCCUGAUCAUGAAUUGCCCUUCUAUUUCAGCUCCUACCAAGUGUGACCCUAACCCUUGUAUGAACGGUGCAACUUGCAGACCCGCUCCUCAAUCUCUUGUUGGAUAUAAAUGUACUUGCUUACCUGGCUACGCAGGAGUUAAUUGCGAGGACGGUGAGACGGAGUAAUUCUAACUGCAUUUUCUCCUUACAAUCACAGCUUCCAUACUAUAUUGCACUGUUGAGAAAACGACCUUUUGCCGUUUCCGCCCUUAAUAAAAUAAAACUGAGAUGUUUCCAAAAAAAUAAAUAUUCUACGAUUCUAGUAGAUGACCUUUCAUAGUCUUGUGAAAAGUUAGGAUAAGAUUUCUGAUAAUUUAGUUGCAAUUUUUUGCUGUUGUUUUAAAAGUGUUACCCUUGGACGAAAUAUUAUUCAAAUUUUUAAAUUUUGUAUUUUGUUUUUUUGUUUUCUAUUUUUCACUUUUUUUUCUCUUUCUUUUUUAGAUGUGGAUGAAUGUGCCAAAGACAACGGCGGAUGUUCACACAAAUGCAAAAAUACAGAAGGCAGCUUCGUCUGUUCGUGCCCUGAUCCGGAGUUGAAUUUGGCACCCAAUCGUCGUACGUGCGUCGGUAAGAAAACCUAUUUUUUGGGACUUUUUUACAAACAAAAUAAAGCAAAGGAAAAGAAUGAGGGCGAAAAACAAAAAGUUAGUGAGAAAAUUCAACGUUCCAGUCAUCAGUUAAACUUAGUAAAAUAAAAGCGAUACAUUUACAUGUGUAAAGCUAGCAGAUCUUAAUUAACUCCAACCUCAACUUCAUUCAAAUCAUCCAAAUUAUUGAUGCAUUUUCUGUGGAAAAAAAUAAAUGUUUUCCCUUUCGUAAAUUUUUUCGACAGACAGCGGAUUUCACAGCUUCUUAAACGUUCAUGGAAUUUCUUAAAUUCUGUUACUUCUAUAACAACUAGGAAAUCGUAAAGUGAUUUAAAAGAUUUAACCUAAGCAAAACAAAAUUUAUCCUUUUAGCUUCUGGUGUUUCUGUCAAAUGUCGUCAAAAUAACAUGUCCAUCACCCUGCCCAAAGCUCUUGUUCUCGGCUUGAAUCGUGAACAUGUCACCCUGCGAGAUGUGAAGUGUGUUGCCAAGGAAACAAGGACAGACUUCACUCUUACGACUGCAUUGACCGGCUGUGGCACAACCGCCAGACACAGAGGAGGUUUUGUGGUUUAUAGCAACACAGUCCUGGAGAUCCCAGUUGCAGAUGACGCCAUUAUAACGAGAGUUCGUGAGAUCGAGAUCCCCUUCAGCUGUUUCUACAAAAACUCGGGUGAUGCUACUGCUGUUGGAGUUAAACCUGACACCAGGAAGUUGGUUUUUGAUGAGGAUGGACAAGGAAACUUCACAGUUUCUUUGGAUAUGUUCCCAGAUAAAAGGUCUGUUUAUGAUCGGUUUUGCACACGAUUUAAACAAACAUUUGAGCUUAUCCACUAUCUAUUUUCAUACCGAAAACGAUUCCUUGAAACUGGAUGAAACCUUAGAGAAGUUUAGGCUCGAGUGAAUUGUAUCUUAAAUGUGUUUUAGUCCAUUAGGGAUUUUCUUGGGAAAAGAAUAAAACAUCAAGGCGAUUCACUUAUAUUUUGUCACUAUUUGAAAAUCGUUCGUUGUUGUUAGUUUUCUGUUUCUUAAUGUUGAUCUGCAGCUUUGAGGCAGCUUAUACCCAGAGUGAUUAUCCUGUGGAAGUUAAGUUGAGACAGUACCUCUUCUUCCAAGCAUCUGUGAAAACCAAGGACAAAACCCUCUCAGUUUUGGCUGAGAACUGUUACGCUACACCCUCCCAGGACAGAGAACAUGAUGACAAAUAUCAUCUCAUCAAGAAUGGGUAAUUAAAGAAAAAACUUUUACUGCUUAACAAGAUUAAAUUUCGGAAAUAAAAUUUUCAAAAAGCUUAGUAACUAAAUGAUAUAUUUAAAUGAAAAGACUAAUUUUUACUUUCCACUUGGUAGCUAUUUCUCAUUACGAAAAGUCUUUUUGUUUUUCGAAUUGUGUACACUUCACAAUCGCAUCAAGACUAUUUAACACCGCAGCAGGAACUGCGGAUUUUUUUAAAUAAAAUUUUGAUUUUUUCGACGAAAACCAUCUCAGGCUAGUGUUUUUGCGUUGAAGGACUGUAAAAAAACAAGAUUCUGCGACGAAACUACAAAUUUGCUAUUAAAUGCUGAAUCUCAUGUUUUUAAGCUUUUUUUGUAUUCCAGUCCAAGAUCACAAUAAUGUCAUUAGAAACUUGAACUUGUGAUCUUUCAAUAUCUUGCUUCAAUUUUUUUCCUUUUCAUAAAGAACCAUAUUAUAGCACACUAAUAAUUGUUGAGAGUAAUUGAUGACUAUGACAUUUCCUACUUUCCAGUUGCCCAUUUGAUAAAACAACCAUCACCAUACAAUCGCAAAAAGUGGGUGUGGAUCGUUUCAGUACGGAGGCGUUUAAGUUCAUUGCUGAUCACCCAUUCGUGUUUGUCCACUGCCAAAUAAGGAUAUGUGACGCAAGUAACCCUGGAUCAAGAUGUGCACAGGGAUGUAUUAAGGAAGGCAGAUUAAGACGUGACGUUAGCGAUGAAGACAAAUUAUACCCACUGGCACAGGGACCCCUUACAAUUGCAAGUGAUGCAGCGGAAAUGAAAUCAAGAAAAAGAUCAAAUAAAAAAGGUACACGUUCCUUUGGUACAAUCACUCACAAUGUUAGAUAGUAAGAGGAACGUGUCUGUCUCCGUUCUACAUUUCGUGAUUUAGAGAAAAUAAAUCCAAUUAAGAAGAGUAAGGAUGUGCUUAGUUUAUAAGAAGCUUACUUCAAGUACCUUGAUUUUCUCACGAACGAAGUUUGGCCAAGAUCAUUAUGUUUGCCCAGACUACUUACUAACUGCUUUCGGCUCUUAUUGUUACCCCAUUAAUCUAAUAAAGCUUCAACCUCCAAAAAGCUGAAGAAUUUCAAUUUCAGAAUUUCAAAAUUUCGCAGAGAUCUCAACCAAUGAAGGAAACGUAUUCCACCGAUAAAAUACUCCUUCAGCAAGACAAGACUUAAAGUUUUUACACCUAACCAGUUAACUUCUUACCGACAUUGUUAACUUGACAUCUAACGAAAAUUUAUUUUCAACAUUUCAGAUAUGACUGUACCAGCUCUGGUUACCAUGGGAAUACUAUCAGCGCUUUGCCUGAUGGGAAUGGCUUACUUGUCUCGCAAGAAAACAAGCAAGGCCACCGCCUACACUAUUGUUCCAGAAAGCUGCGACGAAUAA
Messenger RNA from Porites lobata, 4641 nucleotides. The record is from the annotation of a GenBank genome assembly. NCBI's taxonomy places the organism in Eukaryota, Metazoa, Cnidaria, Anthozoa, Scleractinia, Poritidae.